Pyricularia grisea is the source of this 2211-nucleotide messenger RNA. RefSeq lists its product as uncharacterized. Gene Ontology annotation, biological process: protein deubiquitination. Gene Ontology annotation, cellular component: cytosol; nucleus. The coding region runs from base 1 to 2211 and encodes 736 amino acids. The record is from RefSeq and is a predicted model, not a curated record. The transcript has a single exon. Gene Ontology annotation, molecular function: cysteine-type endopeptidase activity; cysteine-type deubiquitinase activity. NCBI's taxonomy places the organism in Eukaryota, Fungi, Ascomycota, Sordariomycetes, Magnaporthales, Pyriculariaceae.
AUGAAUUCUCAGGAGCGCUGGGUCUCAAGACAACAAGACCCAAGAGCCGGCCCCGACGUCUACCACCCGUCGCGAGUCCUCGAUCGUCUUCACGAACCUAGCAUCGUCGUGCCACUGGUCAUCCUACUCGUAUCCAUACUCUACACUGCUUCAAUCAGCCUGCCAUCGUUGGUACGAAUAUUCUGGGACGGCGUCGUCACCGUCACGCCGGCGCGCCUGAUCUUCGCAGUCGACCGCUGGCUCAACCCCCCGCUGUUUCCUCGACCGGAGAUGUUGUCUCCCGCAGCGCAGCCAACUAGCCAUGCGGCCAAGAGCGAGGCGCUGCGGAGGAUACUGGGUGUGGAUUCAGGAGCGACCGGCUUGCUGGCGUCCGUGUCGCAGGUUGGCCGGCGCAUGCCCGGAUUUGGUGGUGGAGGAAUUGGAGGAGGAGGAGGGACCUCGAAGAAGGGUCAGGUUGCCCAGCCCCCGGGUCUAGGCAAUAUCAGCAACUCUUGCUAUCAGAACAGCAUUCUUCAGGGGCUGGCAGCUCUGAAACCGCUACCAGCAUAUUUGAACAUCCCCACCAACUCCAAGGGCUCCGAUUCUCGAGACAGCUCGGAUAAGGGCCCCGCUGCUACUUUGCGCGAUCUGAUCGCCCAGCUAAACGAUGCGGACAACAACGGCCGUACACUAUGGACGCCUGCCGUGCUCAAAAACAUGAGUACAUGGACGCAGCAAGAUGCAUCGGAAUAUUAUCACAAGCUACUCGACGAAGUCGACGAGGAAAUCACCAAGGCAGUGCAAUCUAUGCAGAAAGCACCCGGACUGGAAAGCCUGGAGCCUUCUCCGUCGCCAGGCAAAGCCCCUUCUGAUGACGGAUCUGCCGCCAGUUUGCAUAGUGAAGACAGCGGCUACCAAAGCCUCUCCUCGACCUCCAAGGUCAGCGUUGCGGGGGGAGAGACCUUCGCACCGCGCAAUCCACUCUUGGGACUUCAGGCGCAACGUGUGGCAUGCGUAUCGUGUGGUUGGUCCGAGGGCUUGUCCAUGAUACCGUUCAACAGCAUCACCCUGAGCCUGGGCAUGGGUAAUCAGAAUCACGACUUGUAUGAGAGGCUCGAUGCUUAUACGAGCAUCGAAUCGAUACCUGGCGUUGAGUGUGGCAAGUGCACGCUGCUCAAGGCGCAGCGCCUCAUCAAUACGCUGAUCGAGAGGAGCCGCGCCGGUGGAAAAGAGCCGGGCGACAUUCCCGAAGCCUACGCUCGCAUCGCAGCCAUCAACGAGGCACUAGAGGAGGACGACUUUGACGAAAAGACGAUUUCUAGGCGGUGUAAGAUUUCACAAAAGGUCAACUCCAUGAAGACGAAGCAGCUUGUCAUAGCACGCGCCCCUCAGAGCCUGACCAUACAUAUGAAUCGGUCUGUGUUUGACGAAAGAACUGGCCAACAGUACAAGAACUUUUCACCGGUCCGCUUCCCUGCCAUCUUGGAUCUUGGGCCUUGGUGUCUGGGUAGCGCGGGAGGAACUGCAGUGGGUGUCAAGGAAGAUUCGGAAGUGUCUCCGCAAGAAAAAUCUAGCGAAAAUGAACCCGGAGUCAGCCCAACGUCGGAAGGCGACGGUGAUUAUGAACGUUGGCUACUCGACCCAAAGAAGUCGAUGGUGGCCGGCGAUGGACAGCCAUCGAGGAUCGUCGGGCCUAUAUAUGAGCUCAGGGCUGUCGUCACACAUCAAGGCCGACAUGAGAACGGCCACUACAUCUGCUACCGGAAACAUCCGCGGCCGAGACGAGACUCGGAUGGUCGGAAACGGGAGGCCAGCGCACCUCCAAACCUGUCACCGGAUGGGGAGGGGAGAGACGAUGCGUGCGGUGACAAAAAGACACCAGCCCAGGCGAAUGACCAGUCGAGCGUCUCGAACCUAGACACCACUUCAACUGGUAGCGGGGAGGUCACACAAAAUGACAGCAGCACCGUCGACGAUGACCAGGAAGAAGGUGACGCCGGAUGGUGGAGAUUGAGCGAUCAAAAUGUUGCUAGAGUUUCUGAAGAGGUUGUCAUGGCGCAAGGGGGCGUGUUUAUGCUGUUUUACGACUGCGUCGACCCCGUUCCUUUGCUUGCCUCGGAUGCCGAUGCCGACUCCGAUGCUGACAUUGCGUCCAGGACUUCAACCAGCGCCCCACAGCCUCUGAAUGAUGAUGGAGAAGACAGCGAGAGCUUCAGUGACAAGACAGACUAA